CUGGCAGUGGUACUGAGCGGCACUAGUCGCGGACGAUUAUUAUGCGAUCCGCUGCGGCCGUCCUGGCCGCGGCGACGGCGCUCGUUCUGCUCCUGGACGGCGCGCUCGCUCGGCAAAAGCAUCGCUCCCGGAACGGCGCGCACAAAUCAGAUAUCUCUCUCUGGAUCGACCAGCAACAGACGAAGAUGUUAAGCGGACUGGCUAUGGAAAUAUACGCGAUCGCGGAGGGUAGAGUGAUCAGUCAUCUCUUGGAUCCCGAAUUCGAAAGAAAAUUGCCGAUAAUUCCGAGCGAGGUAUCGCACGUGAAUUUCACGUGGAAGGCCGGGACUAAAAAGUAUUAUUACAAUUUCUUUCGCUUGAAAUCGUUCGACGAGAGCAUCCUGAAAACUCCAUCCAUCACGAUCGAUACACGAGGACGGGUUCCCAAACGACCGAAAGAGUUCAGUAUUCUGCUACCUUGCGCCGGCAAAGGUAUAGCGCAAUUCGGCAUCGGUCUAAUGAUCGAGACGCGCAAUGGGAUAUCUCUGAAUGGGACGCCGCUACGUUUCCGUUUGAGAAAAGAAUGCAGCGUGCGCGAGCCUAAUCCUGGUCCUUGUCCGGAUGGUUAUCUAGGGCCACCUCAUUGCAACAAAGCGCUUUGUUAUCCAAAGUGUAUGAAUGGUGGUAAUUGCACGGCACCGGGUGUGUGCUCGUGCCCGCCAGGAUAUCAAGGACCCUACUGUGAAGGAGGUAUCUGCAGGGAGAAAUGCUUGAAUGGAGGAAAAUGCAUACAAAAGGACGUCUGUGAAUGCACCAAGGGUUAUUUUGGUUUACGCUGUGAAUUCUCCAAAUGUGUCAUCCCUUGUUUGAACGGAGGCAAAUGCAGGGGCAAUAAUAUUUGUCGAUGUCCAAAGGGUUUUAAAGGUAAUCAUUGCGAAAUUGGAAGACGCUCGUCACAACGAUCGACGUGUACGAGAGCAUGUAGGAACGGGAUCUGUCAACCGGACAACACAUGUCUCUGCGAUUCUGGUUGGUUUGGAAAGUUAUGUAACAAAAACAAACCAUGGGCUUAGGAAUUGAUAAUAUAUCUUUGCUAUUUUUUAUGUCAAUUAAACUCUUUCAAGAUAACAUCUCAUUCUAAAUUUUCAGACAUAUAAAUUAUAUUUAUAAUUUAUAUAUUCUUAAUUACACAUGUACCAAGAAUUAAUGUCCUAUGUGUCGGUAGAGAAAGAAUCUCGUGAUAUUAAAAUGAUUCAAGGAGAGAUUUGUAAGAUCUUGUUCAUUUAAUACCGAGAUACAAUAUGUGUGCAAAAAAGAAGCCUCGUGAAAUUUAGAUCCCAAGAAUUUUCAAUCAGUCGCUAGUAGAAAAUUUUUAAUUUCUAAUUUACCUUGUUCCAGAUGUGAUAUGUAAAGCUAUUUUUUUAUGCCAUCUUAUAUAACAAUAUUAUAUGUUUAGUUAUACAAUAUCUUUGUGGGUAUUGUAGUAAUAUGUAGUAUGAUUGUAAAAACAAAGUAGGAACAAAAUAUACUUUUAACCAUGCCAGAAAGUAUGGAUUAUACAA
Camponotus floridanus (Florida carpenter ant) is the source of this 1541-nucleotide messenger RNA. It is a transcript of the gene shf, whose product is annotated as protein shifted. The transcript has 6 exons. Bases 42 to 1052 code for a protein of 336 amino acids. The record is from RefSeq and is a predicted model, not a curated record. Lineage: Eukaryota; Metazoa; Arthropoda; Insecta; Hymenoptera; Formicidae. Gene Ontology annotation, biological process: anatomical structure development. Gene Ontology annotation, molecular function: signaling receptor binding. Gene Ontology annotation, cellular component: extracellular region; cell surface.